AUGGACGCAAGUGCAGCUGGGGAGAACUCACAAGAGGUGAUGUCUGGUAGAUUCAAGCAAGAUCCUCCUAGUUCCGCCAGCUCUGACAGUGGAGGAGAAGAUACUUUGGGGCGCCAGAUGGAGGAUGAGGAGCCUAAUACUAAUUUGGGGGAGAUGGAGGGCAGUCAACCCAUUACUCCACGACCUUCAUCAACUGGUCCACAACAAAAUCCCACUCAAGGUGCCUUGAGAUCUCCAAGAUCCCGCAGACAGCGCUCAACAUCUCAGUCACAAACUUCCCGCAUCAGAGAGCCAAUCUUGCGGGGUCGAAGACGUACCAUUUACACAGCUGGUAGACCUCCAUGGUAUGAUUGUCAAGGGCAGCUAGUUGAGCCCUUUGUUAUCGGUAAGUUCAACUUUCACUAAUUUAUUGAUAUUUUCUCUU
This is a messenger RNA of Homarus americanus (American lobster), 424 nucleotides long. Its product is annotated as uridine-cytidine kinase-like 1. Bases 1 to 405 code for a protein of 134 amino acids. The record is from RefSeq and is a predicted model, not a curated record. Lineage: Eukaryota; Metazoa; Arthropoda; Malacostraca; Decapoda; Nephropidae. The transcript is spliced from 3 exons.